Danaus chrysippus (African queen) is the source of this 507-nucleotide messenger RNA. The record is from the annotation of a GenBank genome assembly. NCBI's taxonomy places the organism in Eukaryota, Metazoa, Arthropoda, Insecta, Lepidoptera, Nymphalidae.
AUGGUAAUUACUGAGAAGGAAAUAAGACUUUGGCACAAAGGCUUUUUGAAGGAUUGUCCUAACGGCCUCCUGACCGAGCAGGGAUUCAUAAAGAUCUACAAACAAUUCUUCCCUCAAGGUGACCCGAGCAAAUUCGCCUCCUUAGUCUUUCGGGUCUUCGACGAAAACAACGAUGGCUCGAUCGAGUUUGAGGAGUUUAUACGGGCCUUAUCGGUGACGUCAAGAGGAAAUCUUGAUGAAAAGUUACAUUGGGCAUUCCGUCUUUAUGACGUGGAUAAUGACGGCUAUAUAACGAGAGACGAGAUGUACAACAUCGUUGAUGCGAUCUACCAGAUGGUGGGUCAGACUCCCCAGCCGGAGGAUGAGAACACUCCACAGAAGCGCGUGGACAAGAUCUUCGAUCAGAUGGACAAGAACCACGACGAUCGUCUCACAUUGGAAGAAUUCCGUGAAGGCAGCAAGGCCGACCCACGCAUUGUACAGGCUCUGUCACUAGGAGGUGAUUAA